Messenger RNA from Hevea brasiliensis (rubber tree), 492 nucleotides. Its product is annotated as heavy metal-associated isoprenylated plant protein 3-like. Gene Ontology annotation, molecular function: metal ion binding. Bases 1 to 492 code for a protein of 163 amino acids. Lineage: Eukaryota; Viridiplantae; Streptophyta; Magnoliopsida; Malpighiales; Euphorbiaceae. The record is from RefSeq and is a predicted model, not a curated record. The transcript is spliced from 2 exons.
AUGCCAACCUUCCAAUUGAAGGGCAACUAUUGCACCUCCGCCUGCAGAGGAUGUGAAAAGAAAAUAGGGAAAAUUCUGUCCAAGACCAAAGGAAUUAGGCAGCAGAAUAUAGAUUUGAAGAAUGGCUUGGUACAUGUUGAAGGCGACUUAGACAUUAAAACCUUAGAGAAGAAAUUACAAGACAAGUUUAGAAGUGCAAAAGUGCAUGCUGUGGAGAACGAGAAGCAAGAAGAUGAAAAGACUGAAGGUGGAUCAUCAUCUACAUCUAAGCCUGGCCCUGCCCCAGAACAUGUUGAACUUGGUGGACCUACACCUCAAGAGCCUGUCCCAGGAUACAGUGGAUGUGGUGAUCACGAUUAUGGACCUGCCCCAGGAUACAGUGGAUAUGGUGGUCAAGAUUAUGGUGCUGCCCCAGGAUAUGGCAAUGGUUAUUGGAAGAAUGCAGAUCAAAUUUUCAGUGAUGAAAAUCCUAAUGCUUGCUCUAUGAUGUGA